Hymenoscyphus albidus is the source of this 740-nucleotide messenger RNA. NCBI's taxonomy places the organism in Eukaryota, Fungi, Ascomycota, Leotiomycetes, Helotiales, Helotiaceae. The record is from the annotation of a GenBank genome assembly.
AUGGCAUCAACGUCGGAAAAGGACAUUAUCCAACCAUUAAAUGAUGAACAUGCUGUGAGUCAUCCCUCUUACCAUAAAUGGCCUUGAAAAUAACCCAGCUCAUGUGCAGAUGGUCAUGAAGCCGUUUACCACAAACGAUCACACGAACAAGGAGAAGAAUCUAGAGUACAGAACCCCUUGAUACAUUUCCAGAAGAGAUUCUCCUCCAGAUAAUGAAGCUACUCCACCCCGUUGAAUUGGUCUGUUUAGCUCUCAUGUCCACAAAACUCUACUGUGUCCACCGCGAAGUCCACGGAGUAGUCAAGCUAGACACCGAAUAUCUGGUCGCCACUCCAGAAAACCCCUCCAACGGUGAACUUUCCGACCUCCUCAAAGAAUGGAUGGAGGAUAGGGGAUUCGCCUGGGUUGUCUGGGCUCGAGAUGGUGGCUGUGAGCAUUAUGAUCCUGAUCACUUUAAGGCUUCCAAAGGGUAUAAGAUGAAACAUGCCGCUGAUUUCAUCUAUGCUUACCCUUGCUUCUAUGUCCCACAUGCAUUUUCGAAGGACUGGCCUGUGAACAAGAGGGUCCCGAAGUUCAAAAACGGUAACUUGACCCACUAUAUGUGGGAUCGCUAUUUGUCGGUAACAUUGAAGAGUCAGAUCUACCUUCAUCAUAUAGGAAAGAGACGACCUCGGUACCAUUGGAAUGACUUUAGAGAAGCGGAGGACCGCGUCUCAGAAGUAGUUAUACACCACGUGUGA